Peniophora sp. CBMAI 1063 is the source of this 1773-nucleotide messenger RNA. Lineage: Eukaryota; Fungi; Basidiomycota; Agaricomycetes; Russulales; Peniophoraceae. The record is from the annotation of a GenBank genome assembly.
AUGGCGAAGCGAUCUAAGAAGAUUGAACCUGCCGAAGCAGUGGGCGAGAACAGGGACAAUGUUGUUGCAAACCUACCCGCGGAGCUGAUCGGCAUGAUCGCUACGUAUCUUCGCGAGAUGAAACCCGCUGGAAUACUCGUCACGAAAAAGAACGGAACGUACAAGACGCGCAAGUGGGGUUGGAUGAAACUGAUGCAGGUCUGUUCGUGGUGGAGAAAAGCGGUACAUGGAACACGCGUGUUGUGGGCUCUAGACGCGUUCUCUUUCCCGGUCAAGGGUCUCAUUAAGGACUUCGCAAUACGCGCUGGAGAUAUGAGCCUCGUCAUAGACUUGGACCGGCUUCUUGAUUCCUGCUGCUCAAAAUCCCACUCGAACGACUUUCACUGGCUCUUCCAGAGCCAAGAGGGACGCGGGCUACUAUCCAAGGCGCGCAUCAUCAGCGGGACGUUCUCGCUUGGACGACGUAAUAAUUCGACGGUGAAUUAUUACAGCAACGACCUGAGCGUUCCAUCAUUACUCAAAGGCCUGAACGGUCUUCGCUGCCCCAAACUCACCACCCUGGUCGUCCCAUACACCCGCAGCGCUUCACUGCAGACGCGCCGCUCUUCCGUGAACUCGCCUCAAGUGCAUGGACCCUGUCUGACCACGCUACGUCUCGUCGGACUCGGCAUGGAUCUCAGGACCGCCGAUGAGGUGAAAGGCGGCUACGCACGAACGGGCUAUGAAGCGUCGAGGGCGUGGACAUGCGAGCCAAUGGCAAACCUGUCGUCGUUGCUGGACGCGAUCAAUAAACUUCCCGUUCUUGAAGAACUUCACCUGGACGGUAUGCAUUUCCAAAUCGAGAAUGCAAAAUCCCCAACCCCGGUCACGGUCCAGUCCCUGCGACGCGUUCUCGUGCGCUGUAGCGAGCAUGGGUGUUUGCCGACUGUCAUGAAACACAUCACCGCGCCAAAUGCUCGUUGGGACAUCGUAACGCGCAUCCAACCUCCAAACGACGUAUACGAAUUGUUGUGGUCUGUCGCAGGCCUCGGAGAGGGCAACAUGAGACUGUAUGUGGAGGACAACGACGACGUCAAGUGGUUCACGUUCACGCAGCCGGGCGAUGCAGGAGAACAAACGCCUAUUUUCAGUGACGGAUCCGACCAUCACGACAUCCAAACUCAUCGUCGGUGGGGCCCUAACAUCUACGCCCGCCCUGGUCGGUUAUCCAUCGCAUACGAAGGCGAUGUCAACACACCGAUAGAGUUGAUCAUGAAGAGCCGGGUAACGACAGUCGUCUACGCCGGCCGUUACGAGGACAAGGGAGACAUCCGCCUAUGGGCCAAACCACACGACGAUUGGCGCUUCACCGCCCAUUUGAGUACUGAGUGCGCGUCUGUGUAUCUGUCGCCACAAGUACUGUGCGAUUCUUAUGCGACGCACGCGUCUUGCCCUUCUCAUAUAACGUUCAUAUGUAACGACCGCUGGUACGGGCCAUCCGGUCUGGAACAACUUAGCGUGGCCCUAUCAGCCUGGGAUGUGACUGGUAAACAUCCCACGCAGAUCGUCAUCGCAGGAGUCAAACGUUGGUGGGAUAACGAGGCCGUCGCAUCCAUGGCCGCGAACUACGGCGAGCGCGUGGUUGAUCAAAGGGAAGCGACGGGACUCGUAUUCAGGCGCCCAGCGGAUCCUCUCAUGGCUGAGCUCCAAGUUGCCCGACACAAUUACGCGCACGCCAAGAUGCGUGAGCUAGCCUACCGUAUUCGACAAGGACACGUCCGAGAGAUGUCAUGA